CCAACAUCAUCCACCCAUCCAUUACCCUCGCACAUCAAAUUGCUGUGCUGCGAGGCCGUCCCGCUGCGAGGCCGUCGCCCUGCGAGGCCGUCCCGCUGCGAGGCCGUCGCCCUGCGAGCACGUCCUUCAGGAGCCCAGCUUCCUCCCAUCUCCGUGGAAUCGGCGGGGGCUUUCGACUAGCGUGAGAUCUUCGCUCCUCGUUCCGUACGUCGCGUUGCCUUCCUUCGCAAGCAACGCGUAUUUGCGAAGCGGGCUAACCAUGGACCAAAUCGCCGAGGGUGGGGGGCCGCAGACGAGGCCGGAAAGCGAGAGCAGGAGGCGUAAGCGCAGGCGAUCUCCAUCUAACCGGGGGCUAUCCCCCUCCUCCCGCCAAGCGGGCGCUGCCGGCAACCGAUCUACCGUUGCCGGCGGCGCGACCGCCUCCCAGCGGAGACGACGGCUACGGUCAGACGGCCACGGCACGAGGACCGGUGGUGGUGCGGUGCCGAGAGCGGGAGACACUGGCCAUGAGCUCGGGAGUACGCGGAGAGUGCGGCGGGCGGAGGAAGGCGGUCGGAGGCGACGAAAGGCAAAGAGGCGGUGCAUGGCUGGCGCAAGGAGGAAGCCCGCGGAGGCGGAGGCGGAGGCGGAGGCGGAGGGGGAGGGGGAGGGGGAGGGGGGGGCGGAAGCAGAAGCGGAAGCGGAAACGAAAGCGGGAGCGGGAGCGGAAGCGGGAACGGGAGCGGAAAUCCGCGCGGGGGGGAGCGCGGGGGGUCUUGCGCGAACUGGCGGCGGGUGCAAGAGGAAGCGGCAGGGGAGGGGUAGCAAGGCGGGGAGGAGCGUUGGCGGAUCUUCCAAGUCCGCUGCAUCCGCAUCUGGUUGCGCCAUGGCUGAUGAUGUCACGGCUGCAGGCCCUGAUGACGACGAUGGUGGUGAGGAUGGCGACGCGAGCGGGGAGGACGGCGAGGAGGGAGAGGAGGGAGAGCAGAAGGAGGAGGAGGAGGAGGAGGAGGAGGAGAAGGAGGAGGAUGAGAUGUGUCUGAGCGCGGAGUCAGCACGUAAGAAGCUCACGGACCGCGUGUGCUGCCCGAUCUGCCUGGAGGCGCCGCACAACGCGGUGCUGCUCGUGUGCGCGUCGCUCGAGAAGGGCUGUCGCACGUUCGUGUGCGACACGAGCCACCGCCACUCCAACUGCUUCGACCACUUUCGCAAGUCGCAGCAAGCGGCAUCUGCGGCGGCGGCGUCUGCGGCGGCGGCUGCUGCUGCCGUUUUCCCAGCCCCCCCGGCCGAAGCCAGACCCAGUGGAGCUGCCGGGGUUGGCGAGGUUGGCGGCGGUGUUGGCGCGAGCGGCGGGAACGCUGCGGUGACCCCCGGGUCUGGGGGAGCCGCCAGCGCAGCCGCGGGCACUGCUGGAACUGCGGCUGGUUCUGGAGCCGGCGCUGGCUCCGCGCCUGCCGCGUCUGCCGCCUCUGCAGACUUGCCAUUCAACCCGCUAGGCAUCCCCGAGCCGUCGACGCGCAUGGGAGGGGAACAGCGCGGAACGGCAGGAGGAGGAGGAGGAGGAGGAGGAGGAGGAGGAGGAGGAGGAGGAGGAGGAGGAGGAGGAGGAGGAGGAGGAGGAGGAGGAGGAGGAGGGGGAGCAGGGGAGAGAGGGGGAGGCGGAGGGGGAGGCGGAGGGAGAGGCGGAGGGGGAGGCGGAGGGAGAGGCGGAGGGGGAGCGGCGAGUGGCGGAGGUGCAGGCCCAGGCGAGGGGUGGCGGGUUCAUGUGACUGUGACAGUGGGUUCACCCCCUCGCUCGUCGUUCAGGGACCGGCGCCUAGGAGCGGAAGUGUUGGGCGGCCGCGCCAACUCCAGGCCCUGGGACAUCUUCCCCUCCGCGCGCCGCCCUUUCGCUGCUUCUGCGGCAGCCGCCAGGGCCGCCCGCGAGGCCAUGGGCGGGGGAAUCGGCGGAAGUGGGGCAGCGGGAGGGAGCGCGGGCGGGAGUGCGGGCGGGAUUGCGGGCGGCGUGCGGUCGGCGGGUGGUGAAUACAGCAGUAGCAGCAGCGAGAGCGAGGAGGAGGGGGAGGAUCGAGAGGACGACACGUGGAGCAGCAGCAGCAGCGGUAGCGGCAGCGGUGGGAGCAUGAGCAGUCAGGAGCGCAAUGGCAGCAGCAGCGGCGGCAACAGCAGCGGCAGCAGCAGCAGCGGCGGCGGCGGGUUCAGUGGCAGCAGCGGUAGCAGCGGCGACGGGGGGAGUGAGGAGGAAGGGCAUGGAGGAGCGGUCGCAGGCGAUGCUGGCGGUGGCGCGCUUAUCGUCAUCAGCGACGAUGACGACGACGACGACGACGACCAUGGCGACCAUGGCGACGAUGGCGACAGCCCCAGGCGUCGCUCGCAAGCCAGGCGACCGGCUUUGGCUGCUGGAAACGCCGGUGCAGAUGCUGCUGCUGCGGGUACUGCUGCUGCUGCUGCUGCUGCGGCUGGUGUUGGCGUUGACGAUACUGCUGCUGCUGCUGCUGCUGCUGCUGCUGCUGCUGGUCGUGGUACUGGGCCCAGCGGCAGGCGGCUCGGCCAUCGCCGUCAGCGGCGGCGCCUGUGCCGCGCGGACGACACGAAUGGCGCGGGUCAGGGAGGCGGGGAGGCGGAAGAACUGGGGGAGGGGAACGCGGCGACAGGAGGGGCGCAGGGGGAGGCGGCGGAAGAGGGGGAGGCGGGGGGAACGGGGGGAGCGGGGGGAGCGGGGGAGGAGGCGGAUGAGGACGUUCGGGAAGUGAGGCUAAGCGCGGAGGACAAGGGCAAGCGGGUGAUUGGCGACGCGCCUGCGCGCGGCAGGACCAGGUCAAGAUCGGGAUCGAGAUCGGGAUCGAGAUCGGGAUCGAGAUCGGGAUUAGGCUCGGGCUUAGGUUCGGAAUUACCGUCGGGAUCUAAGCACGGUGCGCCAGGGUUGACGAGGCGGAGGGGGAUAGCGGCGACGCGGCGGCGCGAGGAGGACGCGGGGCUCCGCGGCGUGAGCCGGUCGUUCCUUCGAGCACUCGGACAGGGGCAGCUGCUGCUGACGGCGGGCGGGAAGGGCGAGGGCGAGGGGAAGGGCAAGGGGGAGGGCAAGGGGGAGGGGAAGGGGGAGGGGAAGGGGGAGGGCACGGGGGAGGGGACGGAGGGAAUGGGGGGCACGGGAGAGGGUAAAGGUGGGGAUGAGGCUGGAGAGGACACGGAAGGAGGUGGCGACAAGGGCGGGAGGGCAGGGAAGGGGAAGGAGAAGGAGAAGGAGGAGGAGAAGGAGGAGGAGAGUGGGAAGGGGAGCCGGGGUGAGAGGAGCGCGAUCUGCAGCCAUGGGUACCAGGAGUGUGCGGGGCAGAGCAUGCAGGGGAAGGGGAGUAACAAGGCGGGUAGGAUUGGGGGAGAAAAGGGUAAGAAGCACGGUCGCGGCGGCCGCAGUUUCGAGUCUCGAGACGCCACGGCGUGUUUCACUGGCGGGGAGCUUCACGGGUUGUGUUUCUCCCGCGUUCCCCCCGCGGAGUCCGCCUCCCUGCGCUGCCCGAUGUGCCGCUGCCCUGUCUUGGGGUGGUUCGUCCACAAAGACGUGCGUGCGCUCCUGAACGCCGUUCCGCGCGCUUGCGCGCACGAGAGCUGCGCGUUCGCGGGCGCGUAUCCCGCUCUCCGCGCGCACGCGCGCUCCGCGCACGCGCAGGCGCGCCCGCCCGCGGAGGCGGACCCCGCGCGCGUGCGCCGGUGGCGGAGACUGCAGAGCCAGCAGGAGGUGGGGGACGUGGUGAGUAGCAUCCGCGCCGCCAUGCCUGGCGCUACUAUAAUAGGCGACUAUGUGAUUGGCGGGGAUAGUGACGAUGAUGACGAUCUCUUGGGCGGGUUUGGCGGGCUGGGGGGACUCGAAGGGGGGAGGUUCGGCGCAGGGGGAGUAUUUGGUGGAGGAAGGGAGGAGGGCGAGGAGGAGGGGGAGGAGGGCGAGGAGAGGGAAGCGAGAGCAGCAGCAGCAGCAGCUGGGGCUGCAGACAGGGAUGCAGCGGAGGAAGGAGAGGAGGAAGACGAAGUGGAGGAGGAGGAAGGGGAAGAGGAAGGGGAAGAGGAAGAGGAGGAGGAUGAGGAUAUGGAUUUCCCAGGUGACAACGGUAGUCUAUGGACGGCCAUGCUGCUGCUGACAGCCGGCAGCAGCAGCAGCGCUUCCAUCUGGAACCCGCCCCUCUUCUCCUCCGCGCCCAUCUUUGCCCGCCGCCGCCCUGCCCCUUCCCCCCUGCCCCCCCACACCCGCCGCAGCCUCCUCAGCACUCUCCCCGCCCCUCGCAGGGGGGGGAGGGAGUGGGAGGAGGAGAGGGACGGGGAGGAGGGAGGGGAGGCGAGGAGGAGGGGGGGAGAACCUGGUGAGGGGGAUGGGACUGGGGAUGCUGCCGAGGGGGGGAGGAGGGAGAGGGAGAGAGGGGAGGAGGAAAGGGGGGAUGGAGGGCGAGGGAUGGGAGAGAGGGCGGCAGAAGGGAGGGCGUUGGCCCGUGGGAAUGCGACGACGGGUAUGAGGCAGAGGUUGGAGGAGCUAGAGGCGAGGCUGAGGCUGAGCAACGCGUUCGCAUCUGCAAGCACUGCUCGUGCAUUGGGUGCUGGGUCCCGAGAGCCCUUUCGACGAGGAAUCACCGCAACCACACGAUCAGCACCGCCUGCUGCUGGUGCUGCUGCUGGUGCUGCUGUUGGUGCUGAAGGUGCCGGUGCUGGUGAUGGGGCUGCUGCUCGUGCUGGGUCUGAAGCCAACGCCGGUUCGGGUGCUGAUUUGGGCACUGGCACGGGCACUGGCACGGGCACUGGCACGGGCACUGCUUCAGAUGCUGCUCCAGUGCUUCCUUGGGGAUACGUGGGGGCAAGGAUGGGAGGGCCGAGUUGGCUCGCUGGGCGCAACAACAGCGGCGGCGGCGGCAGCAGCAGCAGCAGCAGCAGACGUGGUAGGUGGGGGGACUUAGAGCCUCUAGGGAGGGCGACAGGCAUGGGAACUGGUGCUGCCACUGCUGGAGGUGCUGCUGUGGACCGCAUCCAUGCUGCUGCUGCUGGUGCUGCCGCUGCUGCUGCUGCUGCUGCUGCCAAUGGUGCUGAGCUUGCUGCCAGCGGUGGCAGUGUUCGGUCGAGGUCAGUUGGGCCUACAUCUGGCCGUGGCAGCAGCAGCAGCAGUGGUCUCGUGGGGCGUGCACUGAAUCUGGCCUUGGAGCGAGCAAGGCGAGAGCGGGAGAGGGCGCAGGAGUCAAGGAGACGCGGUGAGCGAGACGUGUGGGGAGAAGCAGGAGGGGUUGCAGCAGGAACGGGGGGAGCAGAAUCAGGAGCAAGAGGGGGAGGAGGGGGGAGGUUUGGGAGGUUUGGGAGGUUUGGGAGGUUUGGGAGGUCUGAUCGGCUGCGGAGUAUGCUGACUGGGGAGGAGAGUGGUGAGGGUGCGGAGGGGAUGGCGCGGGGAGGAGAUGAGGAGGAGGAUGAGGGGGUGCAGGAGGUGGUGGAGGAGGAAGACGAUGAGGUUGACGAGAUUAAGGAUGGCGACGCGGAGGAGGGGGAAGGUGAUGGUGGUUGUACCAAUCACAGUGGUGCUGCGGGCGGUGGCGGUUCUGCUGCUAACGAUGCUACUGCAGCCACCACUGCUGCUGCUGCUGCAGCUGCCCCUGUUGCUGCUGCUUCAGUAGCUGUUGGUGGUAGCCGCAGUGUUCCCAGGACGUCACGUGUGCUUCGGUCUGCUCCGCGUGCUGCUGAAGCAGCCGCUGCACCUCCUACACGUGCCGCCACGCGUGCAGCAAGGAGCUCAGGUUUGUCCUCGUCCCGUGCUAUCGCCGCCAACCCUCCCAUCCUUGCCACCGCCAGCAGGCUCAGGGUGCAAGGGGUCCCUCCUAGGACCGUAAGCACCAGGGCUUCUGCUGCUGCAGCGGCUGCGGCAGCGGCUGCGGCAGCGGCAGCUGCUGCUUCUGCGUCCGCAGGCAACACCAGUGCUGGCCAUGCUGGGAGUAAUAGUGGGUAGGCCGUGUCUGGUGCUAGUGGUGCUGGUGCUACGGUGUUGCUUCUAGCAGCAAUGCAGUGCAAGUGAGCCCUUCUGUGUGCAGUAGGCCUUUGACAAUGCUUCCUCCCAAGAGAGCACGUACUCCCGUAUUUGCUUUCACUCAUGCAUUAAAGCCAUGCUUUUGCUCACUUGCCUUGUGCUGGCCUACUCUUCCUGUUACCUUUCCUGCUUACCUUUUUAGGCCGCCAUUGUCAUGUACUCCAAUUUCUGAAGUAUAGGACCACCCAACCCAACUC
Molecule: messenger RNA, 6222 nt
Organism: Closterium sp. NIES-67
Lineage: Eukaryota; Viridiplantae; Streptophyta; Zygnematophyceae; Desmidiales; Closteriaceae
Source: the annotation of a GenBank genome assembly